AAUUUCGGCGAUAUGACGAAAUGGAAACUGCAGCCACUGAGAAGUCUCAACACUUCCGCGGCCUGGAGGUAACCCACGAGGAAUCCAUCGAAGCGUCUAGGAUACUCCUCUGCAAGAAGCGAGAGGAGAUCAAGGGGAUAAACGGCGCGGCGGAUCGGACCCAAAGUCUGCGAACGAAUGAACUAGUGAUAUUCGAAAACAGGGUUGCGGAGGCGGUACCAAAGUUUUUAAAUGCCUUGACCUAUUACUCCACGGAUAAUGCAACGGCGGCCAUUGGCAAUAUCAGACGUGAAAACCAAGAAUUUCAGGAAGGAAUCGCAAUAGUUGAUCGAGAAGUCGAAGCUCUGAUGUCCAAGUAUGAGAUGAAGGAAGGGAUUGUAAGCGCGAUACCGAGUCACGAAUUAGGUGUAACGGAUUUACAGAAGCUCAAAGAUGCUUGGAACAAAGCGAAUCAGAGCAGAAAUUCGGAGUGGAAACGAAUUGAACGUUUGAAUAAACAACUUCAGGAAACGACAAAGCGCAAUGAUAGAAAAAUAGCUCGGCACCUUGGCAAAACCACGUAACUCCGCGCGAGUUGCAUUAUUCUAAUUAUACUCCAAGUUAUAAAACACUCUACGUAAUGUAAUAUAUAAUAUAAUCUAUCGUUAUACCUAAUACGUCUCCUCGUGAAGUCAUAGUGCCAUAAUUAGCUCCAUAUUUGUAACAGUCAAAUAGUUCGUAUCGUUAAAAAAUAAUCGAUAUUAUCAUAGCUCAAUACAAUACAAUUAAAUAUGUAAUAACUCCAGUAUACAUUAUAUAAUCUAAUAAAACGGAGCACUGAAAGGAAAGAAAUGUCACACACACUCAGGGAACUGAUAAAUCCACCGCAAAUCACGUGUUGUGUUGAAAGUUGGUAUACGUGU
This is a messenger RNA of Neodiprion fabricii, 902 nucleotides long. RefSeq lists its product as uncharacterized. The transcript has 4 exons. NCBI's taxonomy places the organism in Eukaryota, Metazoa, Arthropoda, Insecta, Hymenoptera, Diprionidae. The coding region runs from base 21 to 563 and encodes 180 amino acids. The record is from RefSeq and is a predicted model, not a curated record.